Molecule: messenger RNA, 2202 nt
Organism: Ilex paraguariensis (yerba mate)
Lineage: Eukaryota; Viridiplantae; Streptophyta; Magnoliopsida; Aquifoliales; Aquifoliaceae
Source: the annotation of a GenBank genome assembly
AGUCGCUUAUCAAAUAAAUUCCUUGGAAGCUUCCAGUUAGCGAGCAAAACGAUGGCGUCUGUCUUACUCCAUUCCCCAUAAACUGCCAGCCGAAACCUCACAACAAAUCGAAUAAAUCACACCCCUCUCAUUCCACCCAAACCUCUCCUGCUCACUACUGUUUCAAUGACAGUUCAUUGCUUACCAAACCCCCUCUCUUUACCUCUCUCCCUUCACCGACGCACACGACUACAAAAGCACCUUUGACCUCUCAUUGGAACUCCUAACAACAACGCAGCUCUAAAAUCAGAUUUGGGAUCGUCGACAAUGGAAGGAGGUGAUGGAACCGUGAGGUUGGGGACUCUGAACAUGAAGCCCGAUCGGUUAUUGAAUUUGGAGCCCGACGUCUCUGUUUCGUCGCCGGUCACCAGACAGAAAGCCGCCGCUGCAAAGCAGUUGAUUGAGAAUCAUUACAAGAACUAUUACCAAGGCAUGCAAGAUCGUAUUGAAAGGCGUCGAGCAGUGCAAAGGAAGGCGCAAGAGGCGCAAGUAUCGAGUGAGGAACAGGAGGAGAUGCUGAGGAAUUUGGCACGCAGAGAGACGGAAUUUAUGAGAUUGCAGAGGCAUAAAGUUGGAAUUGAUGACUUUGAGCAAUUGACUGUCAUUGGCAAAGGCGCAUUUGGUGAGGUUAGGCUUUGUCGUGCGAAAAGUACAGGAGAAAUUUUUGCCAUGAAGAAAUUAAAGAAAUCAGAGAUGCUUAGCCGUGGACAGGUUGAGCAUGUCCGAUCUGAGAGGAAUUUGCUUGUGGAGGUUGAUAGUCGGUGCAUAGUGAAACUCUUCUAUUCUUUCCAGGAUUCUGAUUGCUUAUACCUUAUCAUGGAGUAUUUACCUGGCGGUGACAUUAUGACCUUAUUGAUGAGGGAGGAUGUCCUUUCUGAAGAUAUUGCACGAUUCUACAUAGCAGAAAGUAUUCUUGCUAUUCAUUCAAUUCACCAGCACAACUAUGUACAUAGGGAUAUAAAACCAGAUAACCUGAUACUGGACAAAAAUGGCCAUCUAAAACUUUCUGAUUUUGGCUUGUGUAAGCCCCUGGAUAAUAAAUAUACAUCAAUACUCUUGGAAGAGGAAGAUUUUACAACACAGGAACCCAUAAGUGACAGUGAAGGGCAUUCUAGCUGCGAUAGAUCUCCUUGGUUGAUGCCAAAGGAACAAUUACAACAAUGGAAACGUAACCGCCGUGCCUUGGCAUAUUCUACAGUUGGAACACUUGAUUAUAUGGCACCUGAGGUGUUGUUGAAAAAAGGAUAUGGAGUAGAGUGUGAUUGGUGGUCAUUGGGGGCAAUCAUGUUUGAGAUGCUCAUAGGCUAUCCUCCCUUUUGUUCUGAUGAUCCUAGAAUGACAUGCCGUAAGAUAAUCAACUGGAAAACAUUCUUGAAAUUCCCUGAGGAACCAAAAAUAUCAGAUGAGGCGAAGGAUCUGAUCUGUCAUUUGUUAUGUGAUGUUGAAAAAAGGUUGGGGACCAAAGGAGUUGAAGACAUAAAGGCACAUCCAUGGUUUAGAAGCAUUAAAUGGGACAUGCUGUAUGAAAUGGAAGCCGCUUACAAACCCACUGUUAAUGGAGACUUGGACACUCAGAAUUUCGAGAAGUUUGCUGAAGUUGAAGAUCCACCAUCCACAGCACCAAGAGUGGGGCCCUGGCGAAAGAUGUUGACAUCAAAAGAUGCCAACUUCAUAGGAUAUACUUUCACGAAAUCCGAUAUCCUCAAAUCAGUUGGAGCUUCAGGUAUGGACAUGAAAUCAAAUGGAUCCUCGAAACCCACAUCUCUGGUAUCCUUGUUUGGCAAUAUAGACCUCCAAGACACAGAGGAUGGCCAGAAGCAGAAAACUUGAGUUUUCAACCGCUUUCUUUGGCCUUUCUACCAGAGCCACUAUCUCACUGUCUUUCUACAUGUGUUAUCUGCAAAUGCAAUGAGUCUACAGUCUACACCUGGUUGAAAUUGCGGUAUAAAAACGGAGAAGAAUGGCUUUUUUUGGUCAGACAUUUUUAUAAGGAGGGGCGACAAAGUUUGAACUCAUGACUUUAAAAUCCAAUGAUGGGAGCAGUGGCUAUUAGGGACUUUAAGGUCACAGUGGUCAUUAGACAAAAUGCCAUUGUUUGAAAGAAGUUGGGUUUUUGGGCGAAGUUCAUACAUUUUGUGUAUACUAUUGAAUUAUUAAAUUUUU